Messenger RNA from Cinclus cinclus, 1992 nucleotides. RefSeq names its product gamma-glutamyltransferase 7 (gene GGT7). Gene Ontology annotation, molecular function: glutathione gamma-glutamate hydrolase. Gene Ontology annotation, biological process: glutathione catabolic process. The record is from RefSeq and is a predicted model, not a curated record. Bases 1 to 1992 code for a protein of 663 amino acids. Gene Ontology annotation, cellular component: plasma membrane. NCBI's taxonomy places the organism in Eukaryota, Metazoa, Chordata, Aves, Passeriformes, Cinclidae. The transcript has 15 exons.
AUGGCGGUGCCGGCGGCUGCGGCGGAGCCGGGUCGGCAGCGGGCUCUGGCCGCCGGCUCGCCCGUGGACUACAUGAGCAUCACCAGCUUCCCGCGGCUGCCCGAGGAGGAGCCGAGCGGCGCGCCCGAGUGCGGCCUCCGCGCCCGCAAGGAGGAGGACGCGUUCCUGGGCGAGCAGGACACGGACCCAGAGUCCUUCCUGAAGUCUGUGCGGCUCCAGCGCCUGCCCUCAUCCUCCUCAGAGAUGGGAAGCCAGGAUGUGUCCCCUCUGCAGGAGACCAGCAAGGAUCCCUUCUCUGGAGACUGCAGCUGCCAGCAGGAUGGACUGACUGUCAUCAUCACUGCCUGCCUGACCUUUGCCACGGGUGUCACUGUGGCCCUUAUCAUGCAGAUCUAUUUUGGGGACCCUCAGCUAUUCCAGCACGGUGCUGUGGUGACGGACGCCAUGCGCUGCACUGCGCUGGGCACCCAUGUGCUGGCCAGGCACGGCUCCUCGGUGGAUGCAGCCAUCGCCUCGGCCCUCUGCACUGGCAUCAUCAACCCCCACACCUCAGGGCUGGGAGGGGGCGGGGUGAUGUUGGUCCACGACAUCCGCAAGAACAGGAGCUGGGUGAUCGACUUCCGUGAGGUGGCUCCCCUGGGCAUCCCACUGGAAGGAGACCUGAAGCAGGACACCAAGCCAGGUCUGCUCGUGGGGGUGCCAGGCAUGAUCCAAGGAAUGCACCAGGCACACCAGUUACAUGGCAGACUCCCAUGGUCCGAGCUGCUGAGCCUCACAGCCGAUGUCGCCCAGACUGGCUUUAAUGUCACACAUGAUCUGGCCAAAGCCCUGAGUGAACUGAAGGACCUGAACUUCUCUGACCGAUUCCAUGAGAUCUUCCUGCCAGGUGGGCAGCCCCUGCUGCCUGGAAUGUUCGUCCGGCGCCUGGACCUUGCGGCUGUGCUGCAGCUGCUGGGGGCAGAAGGGGUGUCAGCCUUCUACAGUGGAAACUUGACCCAGGAGAUCAUCUCCGAGGUCCACAAGUAUGGAGGUGUCCUGGUGGAGGAAGAUUUCAGCAAUUACAGUGUCACUGUGGAGGAGCCUGUGCACACAAUCUAUCGAGGGCACCUUGUUUUCACGCCCCCACCUCCACAUGCAGGUCCUGCACUGAUCACAGCACUGAACAUCCUUGAGGGCUUUAACAUCACAAGGCAAGGAUCCAGAGGGAAUAUCUUACACUGGAUGGCAGAGACACUAAAAAUAGCCCUGAGCCUAGCAAGCAACUUGGGAGACCCAUCUGGUGAUGUGUCUGUCACUCACACAGCAGAGGGCAUGGUGAGUAAAUCAGAAGCCAAUUCCCUGCGCCAGCUGAUCAAUGACUCCCAGUCCUUCCCAUCUGACCUUCGUGUGCCUCACUCUGCCCUGCAGAGUGGCACCGCCGCCAGCCAGGUCCUGGUCAUGGGUCCCGAUGACUUCAUCGUCGCUGUGGUCAGUUCUUUGAAUCGUCCCUUUGGCAGUGGAAUAGUAACACCCUCUGGAAUCCUCCUGAACAGCCAGAUGUUGGACUUCUCCUGGCAAAAUAAAACAAUGAACCACUCCAUUCCCAGGCCGCAAAACCUCCUUCAGCCUCGGAAGCGGCCGCGGUCGUUCCUGCUGCCCACCAUCGUGAGGCCCUCUGUGGGGAUGUGUGGCACCUACCUGUGUCUGGGAGCCAACAAUGGGGACAGAGCCCUGAGCAGCAUCGUCCAGGUUUUGGUAAAUGUUUUAUCGCUUAACAAGAAUCUGAGUGAAAGUUUGUCACUUGGUCGACUUCACCCCCAGCUUCAGUCCAACACCUUGCAGGUUGACAGUGAGUUUCCUGAAGAAGAUAUUGAAUUUCUUGUGGCCAGGGGCCAUCAGGUGGAUAAAGUCCCAGUGAUGUCCCUGGUUCACGGGGUCAGGAGAACCAACAGUUUCAUCAUUGGCCUGAAGGACCCCAGGAGUGCAGAUGCUGCCGGAGCCACAACCUUGUAG